AGUGAGGUUAUGUUCUUAUUUUGUAAUUAGUACUAAAAAUCAAUUAUAUUUAAAAUAAUUAAUCAGCAUGGAAGCAAUAUGGAAUCGCAUGCAAUUAGAACGUCCUCCCAAUGCAAGUUGUCAUAUCGAACGUCAUAAAUUUGAUGCAUCUGCAUUUCUAUUAACACUGGACAAAAUUAUAAAAGAUAUAACUUCUCAAGAAUUAUUGCAUAAAGAAGCAGCAAUUUUAAGCAGAUUAAUUUAUCGUAUGAAAAGAAAAUUUCGAAAUGACAAAGGUGUCAAAUCAAUGUCUAAAAUAAAUAAAGUUUUGCUCAAAUAUUUGUCAUUAUCACUUGAAAAGGAAUAUGAAAAUUUGAAGAGCUAUGUUGAAAUAGAUGAAAAAUAUAUUACAUUAUCUAGUAAACAAAUGAUAGAAUAUGUUUUGGUUAAAACGCAAGGUUUUGCAAAGCUUAUGUUACGUUUGGAAGAGGUCUCUAAACAUGCUGCAUAUUUUCUUAAAUGUAGAAUAAGUUUAGGUCAUGCCUGGUCUACUGCUAUUACUGCAUAUGCUGUUGUUAGUAGAAUAUGGAUUUUGUCAAGGUAUCUAGUUAAGAAAGCAUGUACAUGGUAUAAUGAUUUAUACCAGUACCUACACUUUUUUGAAUUUGUUGGAUUAUCUUGGCUACCCAAAGACUACGAACUUACAAAUGAUUUAAAAUCGUGGCUAUCAGUACCAUGGAUAGAUAACCCUAUCUCAAGCAUUCCCAGCGAUUAUGGAUUAAAGAAUACAAUGUUUAAAUUAAUUACCCCACGUGAAUAUGAUUCAGAUGAAGAUCUAGAUUGUGAUAUACAAGAUUACAACAAAGAAACAAAAUCUGAAAAUACAUUUUCAUGGGUUGAAAAUAAAAAUGCUAUACAUACUUCAGUUCCAAGUGAGAUAAAAAAUGUUGUCUCUAAUGAUGAUGCAGGAGAAAUUAUAGAUCGUCAUACUUUUAAUUUAAAAUAUAUUCAAAAUACAUCAAUAGCUGAUAGAAAGGAACAUAAAAAAUUCACAAAAAUUGGAGAAACAAAAGGAAAUACGGCAUAUAUUAAGGGCAGUAAUCAAGAAUCUUAUUUUGAUGAUUCAAGAGACGAAUUUGUAACCAAAAAGAGGAAGAAAAAUUCCGAAAAAAAAUUAAAAAAUUUAAUGGUAAAAAAUACCUCAAAAGGAUUAAUUACUUUCAAUGAUGUCAAUAAUACAUCAGAUUUAAUGAUACUUCUAAACAAAGAAUCGUAUCCUGGUUUGGAUAAAUUAAAAUGGAAUAUGAUUAGAAAUAAAGGCAAAAGAUUAUUAGACAAGUUGGAAAUUUGUUCUGAUGGAAGUAAGCAGUCAAUUCCAUUAAAAAAGAUAAUGAAAUGUAUAAAAAAUUGGAUUGCUUAAAUAUAGUAUAUUUAUAAAUACAGUGUAUGUAUAUAUAUAUGUUAAUAUCGAAUGUAAAAAUAAUAUAAAAAUAAA
Messenger RNA from Bombus pyrosoma, 1474 nucleotides. RefSeq lists its product as uncharacterized. The record is from RefSeq and is a predicted model, not a curated record. Lineage: Eukaryota; Metazoa; Arthropoda; Insecta; Hymenoptera; Apidae. The coding region runs from base 68 to 1399 and encodes 443 amino acids. Gene Ontology annotation, biological process: positive regulation of Notch signaling pathway. Gene Ontology annotation, cellular component: nucleus. The transcript is spliced from 5 exons.